GUGGUCGGUCUGCGACGCAAAUGUACAUUUAAAAAAUAAGACAGAACGAUAAUUAGACAACGACCACGAUAGAUUUACUUUGUCAUCGGCAUUGGGUUUGCGUAGUUCUUUAGUGAAUUUCCAAACGCCAACCGCCGGCACCCAAACCUUUUCUACCCUCGUGGGUUGAGGGAUGAGUGCAGGUCUCUGGACGACAUAAUCGUACAUAAAGCUGCCGACUAAACGAGCCAUCACAUUCCAACGAACAAACACACAUUUAUCGUCUUCAUACCCGACAUAUCACAUUCCUACCCUACCCUAGCAAACAAUCCGACACCAUGUCGUUCUUCAGCAAUAAUGCGAGCUCGGGCGGUCAAUCGAACAAUGCCACUACGUCAAGUGCCCCUGCUACAGGUGGCUUGUUUGGUUCAACGACCCAAGGCACCUCAAGCAAUCUUUUUGGUGCAUCAUCUACUGGAACACCUAGCUUUUCUUCAUCGACUGGAGCACCCAGCUUCUCUUUCGGAAAUUUAGGUGGAAAUACUAGCAACACAACUAGUUCACCAGGGACUUCAGCCAGCCCGUUUGCAAAUACCGCAUCAAAACCAGCAGAACAGAAACCUCUAUUCGGAGGAGCUGCACCGGGUAGCAGUACACCAAACGCCACUGCGUCGAGUGGGAGUAACGCUCCACUAUUCGGCGGCGUUUCCUCAGCUCCUACUUCCGCUAUCUUCGGUGGUGCGAAACCUGCACAAUCUACGAACCUUUUCGGAAAUAACGCUUCUUCUGCACCUGCAUCGACUGCUCAAUCUACAACCCCGACUUCAGCAGUAUCUGGUGCUUUCCCAGCAGGUGGAUUGUUUGGAUCGAAGGACAAUAAGGCUUCAACACCAACUACCAGCGCCCCUACUUCUCAAGCAGGCGGUAUGUUUGGUAAUCUUGGCGGAGGCAGUAAUCUGUUUGGUGGUGCGGCUUCAACCAACGCCUCUAACCCUGCCGCCAUGUCGACACCUACCAAGAGCAUGUUCCCUCCGUUAAAUUCUACUACUCCCGCGGGAGCCCCCCCGACAAAGCCUGCUAGUAACCUCUUCGGUAAUACUGGAACACAAAGCUCGUCUCUCUUUGCAGGUGCUCAACAAGGUGAGAAGAAGGCUAGCCAGCCUGGAAGCAUGUUCGGAGCUACAGGUACUUCACAGGCUGCACCGGCGACAAGCCAACCAGCGCCGUCUGCUUCAGCUGCUCCUUCGCUCUUCGCGGGUGCCGGUCAGAACUCGAACCAAUCUUCGAACUUAUUCGGAGGCGCGAAGCCUGCUGAGAGCUCAUCUACUCCGAGCCUAUUUGGAGCGAAGCCUGCAGCUCCUACGCAGGCUACCGGCGCUGCACCUGCGGGAGCAUCCUCACUUUUUGCACAGCAAGCACCGAAGCCAGCUGAGGCAUCCUCAGCCAAGCCUAGCAACCCUCUUUUCGGAGGAGCAGCGGCAAGUACCACACCGACGGCACCAGCUGGUGCAUCCUCGUUGUUUUCAGGACUUAACAAGCCUUCGUCUACACCAGCUGCCACAUCCACUCCCGCUGCCCCGGCAACAGCACAAACCAACACACUCUUUGCGGGCCUUAAUAAGCCUUCAGGCCCCGCUACGCCGUCUGAUCCAGCUAAGCCGCAGGCCUCUUCUAUGUUCUCCGGUCUAGGUAAACCUGCCGCUAAUGCCGCAACUACCGAAUCGGCCAAGCCUACACCCAGCCUCUUCGGCGGCGCUCCUGCUACUUCGGCGGCAGGAUCUACACCGGCUGCUAGUUCCGCACAAAGCGCCGGUGCGGCAACUUCUGCCACCACUCCUACUCUGGGCUCUACGACUGGAGCUCCUGCGAACUCCCUUUUUAGUGGAGCCUCGAAACCUACCCAACCAGCGGCUGGUACGACAUUGCAGCCCCCUGCAGCUGCCAGUAAUACUUUGGGUACCUCGACUGCCGGUCCUACUUCGUCUAUGGCGCGACUGAAGAACAAGACGAUGGACGAGAUUAUCACCCGCUGGGCUACUGAUCUCUCGAAAUACCAGAAGGAAUUCAAGGAUCAGGCUGCUCAAGUCGCUCAGUGGGAUCGCCUCCUAGUUGAGAAUGGAGAGAGAAUCCAGAAGCUUUAUCUAGAUACUUUCGAAGCUGAGAAAGGUAGCCGAGAGAUUGAGCGACAACUCAUUGGAAUCGAGAGUCAACAAGAAGAACUUGAAUCAUGGUUGGAUAGAUACGAGGGCGAGGUGGACGCCAUGUUUACCAAGCAGAUUGGACACGGCGAGCAGCUUGCAGGUCCUGAUCAGGAGCGCGAGAAAACUUAUAAGCUUGCUGAGAAGAUCACAGAGAGAUUGGACGACAUGGGUCGAGAUUUGACGAAGAUGAUUAAGGAAAUUAAUGACAUCUCUGGCACGUUAAGCAAGGGUAACAAGCCAGACGACCCGCUGAGUCAAAUCGUCCGUGUUCUCAACGGACAUCUUUCCCAGCUCCAGUGGAUCGACACAAAUGCUGCCGCGCUCCAAGCUAAGGUUGCGGCUGCCCAGAAAGAGCGCAGCACGAUCGGCAGCCAUUACGGCGGUCCGGAGCAAGACAACGUAGACAGCUUCUACCGUUCCUACAUGGGACGUAGAUAAGCAUUCGGAUUUAUACGGGCACCAGGCAGUGGGGGAGUAAUUUCUGUCAGGGGGGGAUGUUUGGUCUAGGAGUAUCAGGACAUCAUGCACAUAAAUCCAAGAGUUCACGGGUCAUUGCACGCAUCAGGAUGAAGGAGACAGCAACAUGUGCGCUGUUAUGAAAGUUGAGACUUGAUUCUCAAGAUAGCAACGAAAGCUCAUCGCCCGUAUGGCAAUGGCUUUAUUUAUGUACAUUAAGGCAUGGCAAAAAAAUGCGAUGGCCGAAGGACGAAUCUGGCUUUUUUAGUGACCGGGCAAAAACUCGCGCGCCGAUGCUGGGCACCUUAAUGAACACGGAGUUUCGGACCCUUCUCUUACAAGUUUCUGGU
Annulohypoxylon maeteangense is the source of this 2986-nucleotide messenger RNA. Its product is annotated as Nsp1-like C-terminal region-domain-containing protein. Gene Ontology annotation, cellular component: nuclear pore central transport channel; nuclear pore. Bases 318 to 2618 code for a protein of 766 amino acids. Gene Ontology annotation, molecular function: phospholipid binding; structural constituent of nuclear pore. The transcript has 3 exons. Lineage: Eukaryota; Fungi; Ascomycota; Sordariomycetes; Xylariales; Hypoxylaceae. The record is from RefSeq and is a predicted model, not a curated record. Gene Ontology annotation, biological process: RNA export from nucleus; protein import into nucleus.